Molecule: messenger RNA, 1494 nt
Organism: Emiliania huxleyi CCMP1516
Lineage: Eukaryota; Haptophyta; Isochrysidales; Noelaerhabdaceae
Exons: 6
Coding region: 1-1494 (497 amino acids)
Source: RefSeq, a predicted model, not a curated record
AUGCUCUCGAGGCCCCCGCCGCAGACGUUGAGGGUGGCGAAAUGGGCUUGUUCGUGCGCCUUCUUCCCGGUUGCCCUCUUCUGUUUGCCCUUGCUCACUCCGUUUCCGUGCAGUGCCUUCAUGAGCGCGUUCCACUCGGCGUUGCGCUCGCUUGUCCGCCCUCUCGAGCGGGCUCAAGGUGGGUUCGACUGCGGGCGCCUCUGCCUCUGCGGCUGGUGCUGCUCCUGUCACUAUGUCACCGUGUCGUGGGGCCGACGGGGGGGCCUCCUCGGCCUCCUCGGCCUCCUCGGCCUCCUCGGCCUCCUCGGCAGCCUCGGCUGCUUGGCGCACGCGGCGCUGCUCUUUUGUUCUCCUCCGUCGUCGGCCCUGCCGUUCCGUCUCCUCGCUCUGGCUCGGGCCGUGGGCGUGCUGCUGCUGCUGCUUGGCACUGUUGUCGCCAUUUUCGAUGCCGCCGUGGGCACGGGUGGGGCGAGCGCGCGCACCAUGAUCUCGAGACGCUCCAGCCUGCCGACUCGUGCCCUAGCCGCGCCGCCGCUCUUCCGGCCAGCACCAGCAGCGAUCCGUGCAUCGGCCUCAUCCGCCGCGAACGGUGAGCUGAUCAGCGCCCAUGCUGCCGCACGGAUGUACCGGCUGCUCGGCGGCGCCACGUCAGCUGCUUGGGUUUGCUGCUCCGUGGCGGCGCUCGCCACCUACAAGCCACACCGCGUCCUGCACAACGCCAUAGGAGUGGCUCAGGCGUGCACGGCGCUGCCGCUGGUGUGGACGACAACGGAGAGCCUGGCGCGCACGGUCGCGGACAACGGCUGGGAGGCACUUGGUGACGCGCAGCCUCGGAGCCUCAAUCUCGGCCUCGCCGCAGCGAGCGCGUGGUGCGCCGUCACCGCCGCCGCGGCGCCCGCCUUCACCGCUGCAGUGGUGCGGACCAGCGACCCGGUGCGGUACCCGAUGCCGCUCGUGGUCGCGGCUUGCGCCGUCCACGCCGCCACUGCGCUCUGGUCGCUCCUUGCGAGGCGGCGCCCCCGACCCGCGCCCUCCCACCCCGACGAGCCUACCGCUGCCACUCGCGCGGAGGGCCUCUCCCUCCGCCUCCUCGCGCUCACCUUUAGCGGCUUCAGCGCGUGCGCUAUCUUUGCGCCCUUCCCGCUAGCCACGGUGCCCUCGCUGCUGGGCAAGCGGCUUGCGAGGGCGUUUGCCGCUUGGCUCGGGCUCGCAGCUGUGUCGCUGCACGCACUCUCGCGGGCAGGCGUCGCCGGCGGAGGCGGAGGUGCGGGCCCUCUGGCGGAUGGGCUCGCCCUCCACGCCGCCUCCCACCUCGCCGUCGCCGUCGCGAGGGCCGCGCUCGAGUCGCCCGCGUUGUACCCCGCCGCGAUGGCGUGCAGGCCGGCUGUCGCCGCGUCGCUCCUCGCCUACGCCCUCGCGUGGCGUGCCUCGAGCAGAGCGCGUGCGCCAUGUGCUCCGGCCGCUGGUGGUGCCAUUCGCUCUCCACCACCUUGA